Limulus polyphemus (Atlantic horseshoe crab) is the source of this 1792-nucleotide messenger RNA. RefSeq lists its product as uncharacterized. NCBI's taxonomy places the organism in Eukaryota, Metazoa, Arthropoda, Merostomata, Xiphosura, Limulidae. The transcript has 2 exons. The record is from RefSeq and is a predicted model, not a curated record. The annotation marks the transcript as partial.
UGGGCUCUUGGCUUGUCGCAAAUUUUGACCUGGUGACUACCACAUACAAAUAUUGACGUGACAACUGUCCAGGGGAUUAGUAAAUUUGUAAAACUUUACCCAGAGAGACAACGAGGUGUCUCAUGAUAUUGUAAUAUUAGUAAAAAAACAAAAGUAAUGAACGGUGUAAUCGUGGUCGGAAUGCGCAUUUUUAAUGAGUGAAUCUCUAUGGUGAGCUUGGCAUACGUUAUAUUUGAUUUGGUGUUGAAGGAUCUACACGUCGCCAUGAGCCGUGAUUUGAUUCACCAUUUUCGGUGUUUGGAGAAAAGAAAAAAGAAUGCUCGUAUUGAAAUUAGUGAAAGUUAAUCAAUGGUGAUUGUAGUUCCUUGUAACAAACUACGUGAUCUUGUACUUAAGAUUUUCUGAGGAUUCGAGUAGCCUAAUAUUUAAUUUCGUGAAAGAAUAAUUGUAACAACAACAACAAAUAUUUGUCGAGAGCUGUUAUCAUAUAAAAAGCCUGUAUCAAAGGGUGACUGUAUUGUCUUUAAGCUAUCCAAAGACUGAAAGUUAAAGGAAGCUGCUACAAGAUAAUGAUGUUAAGGAUCUGAGGAGAAAACUGGAACCAAGAAUACCGUUUUUCAAGGGUACCUGAGCAGUAGUGGAAAAUUGUCGAGUGAACAGUUUCCAAAGGUAAAUUUACGUUUCGUCACGCUGCAUGGAUAAAAGCACUCCAAACAGUGAAGUUCACUCGCAGCAUUUUGAUGUUACGGUUUUGCGUUAUAUGUCGUAACCAAUGUAACGUGAGUGUUUUAUAAGAGGGGGACUGAAUGGUAACCCCCGGACGCUAAUCGCUGGCCUAUGGACGUGGAACGUGUGCUCUGCUGUGACUAACAAGACACAUCCUGCGGCUCUUAAUGUGUGUUUACUACCACGGAUGGUGAAACAAGAUAGAAGCCAGUUCUCUACUCGGAGCUGUCGACCAUUUGAUGUCAGCCUGUCCAUGGUCAAGCGUGGCACUCAGGUCAGUGAUGACCACAACAUGCUUGACCCGUCUUUCUGCGCCCAUUCCAAACUUAACCUUGGUCAAGACUGUGAGUCUGACGACUCGCUGAAUUGGGAAGAUUUCUUCGGCACGACCGUUGAGAUCAGCUCGGUUUUGAUGGAUAUGUAUGACUCGCUCAUAGGAAAAGACGAAACCAGAAGCUCCGAGAAUGGAGAGGAGCAAAAGAGGGUCUGGGCAGAUAAAGAAGCUCUUGAUAGCCUUGGGGCUGAUGGAAGUGCCAAUAAUAGCUCCUAUGAAGUGUCGCCUGGUGACUCCAACAAAAGCAUUCGCAAUGAGCAACUUUCCGGAGGACUGCCAGCAAAUAGUAGCAGGGCGAGAAAUUUUUUUUCCAGGCGGAGUUUUUCUGUUACAGACGCAUACCACACUACAGGAAAAAAGAGGCCUCUCAGCACGAGUUCUGUGUCGUCUUCGUCAUCGUCUUCGUCGUCUUCCCUUCCUCGCAAUGGCAUGGACGUCAAAAAGUCUUACCUGGCCAGCAUAGAAAGCUUGGAUGACGACGACGAUGAUGUGAGUGAAUUUGGGAACGAACGUUCAAAUGCUCAUUCUAAUUUAAAUCAAUUGCCCCAUUCCGGAGACAGGAGAAGUGUUGGUAGCCUUUCCGAAUGUGGGGGCAGUGAAGCAAAUUCAGCAGUGACUUCACCCUCAAGGCAUACUUCAUAUGAUCCGAACUUAGGUCCAAUUGACCGGGUCAUUUUAGAAAUUGUGGACACGGAGCGAACCUACGUUAGAGAUCUCAACGAAAUCAUCAAG